This is a messenger RNA of Cladophialophora psammophila CBS 110553, 2079 nucleotides long. RefSeq lists its product as uncharacterized. Gene Ontology annotation, biological process: DNA-templated transcription. Lineage: Eukaryota; Fungi; Ascomycota; Eurotiomycetes; Chaetothyriales; Herpotrichiellaceae. Gene Ontology annotation, molecular function: zinc ion binding; DNA binding. The record is from RefSeq and is a predicted model, not a curated record. The coding region runs from base 1 to 2079 and encodes 692 amino acids. The transcript has a single exon.
AUGGCCGGCAUUGUCUGUUCUUACCCGCCCCAAGCUCGAACAGUGCGGCGGCCAAAGAAGGCACAAGGACGCUCCAGCUCCACACCAGACGCCGUGCUGCUCGAGCGAAUCGAAAAAUUGGAAGGGCUGCUGAAAGAGCGGUCCAUCCUGGGUGAAAACGAGCCUGCUGAUAUAGUGGCGGAUGAAUCCAGUGGAGAACGGGACGAAAGAGUAACACAGGUUACGGAUCGGUCUCCUCACGACACCGUAACUCGACGAUCCUCAAAUCUUCAGACGCCUGGAGAUCGAGCUGCUCCUGGAAUGUAUCAAUACCUAGCUGCCAGCCCAGUAAAUGCCACUGAGCUUUCAUGGAAGCCAUCUGGUUACUCGCCGCCGCCCGAGACCCAGCGAGACGGACCCGCUCAUCUUGCUGACGGUGAUGAGUACUGGAAGCGGAUUGAGGAAGAGUGUGCCAGUGAGGUUUUUCUCAAGACACCCUCAAGCAGCAAAUCAGAUUCCAACGUCGGCUCCUCUGGCCCCCAAAAACCCCCCUUUCAGCGUGCACGUACUGGAAUCGCCUUUCCUUUCCAGGGGUCCGACGGCGACGUGCGACUUCCUUUGCUUUCAAUUCGACGGCGGCAAGUCUGCUGGAGGAGAUAUCUAACAAACGUCGACCCGAUCCUUAAAAUUCUGCACAAGUCCACAACACAGGAACUCAUCCUGCGCCGAGAUGAAAACACGCUCGAUGCUCCGUCUCGCGCUCUGGUCCAGGCGAUCUGUCUUCUGGCAGUGACCUCCAUGUCUGAUGCCGACGUAGCGGCAAACUUCGAGAGCGACAAGGAGUCGGUGGCACAGCACUGCACCACCCUCACCGAGCACGCGUUGGUGUCCGCCAAGUUUCUCGAAGCACGAGACUUGAGCACGAUACAAGCACUUCUACUGUUUCUCUACUACCUCAGAUGCGUUCACAGCCCUCAACUCAACGCGAUGUGUGGUAUGGCGGUCUUUUUAGCUGUUCGCGCUGGUCUCAAUCGCGACGGUGCUUCUUCGGACCUGUCCUGCUUAGAGGUAGAGCUCCGCCGGCGCACAUGGUGGCAACUAGUCAACCUCGUCGACCAUCCGGACGACUUCGGCCUCGACUACUUCCCUUUCAGCCUAGGGGCGGAUACGCGACUGCCUCUCAAUGUGAACGACGAUGAAUUGGAGUCCCAGGCCGUCAGCCCGGGCGAGGACCGUACUGGGUUCACGGAGUCAAGCUUCUGCCUCAUGCAGUAUGAAGUGACACGCACGUUCCACCAGAUCAAGAUGGACCGCGUCCGAGAACCUCUUGGCCGCAAAUUUAGGGUAGAAGAUGCCGACCAACAUCUGCAGUCCUCUCGGGAGUUGAUGCGGAACAAGUAUCUGCAGGGUAAUGGGGGUAUGGAUGCUUCAGUCGCCGAGUACGCGGCGGAUGUGAUUGCAAUGAUACUCGCCAAACGACGUGUACUAAUGUACAUUUUUCCGGACCGCAACCGUCAAGGCGACCUUUUGCCUCCUGGUGCCCAGGACCAUCUGUUCUUACUUGCCAUACAUGUAUUGGAGCUCUCUCGCAACCUCCAAACCAAUCGCAAUAGCGAGAGAUGGCGUUGGUUGAGCGCGACCUACUUCCAAUGGUCCAUUGCGGCCUUUGUCGUCAGGAAUCUCACAAUACGUCUACCUAGCCCUGCGACGAACAGAGCUUGGCGGGUUGUCGAUGGCUUGCUUGAUCUCUGGCCGCCGGUAGUCCGCAAUUGCGCCAAAUCGAAUGCACUGAGAGCCUUGCUGAUCGAUGCAAUGCGAGCUAGAGAGACAAGGCAUCUACGGGGCUCACACCUGCCGACUUGGUCGGGUCGUGACUUAUGUUUUAUUCCACCAAGCCCCCUUCGCUACCAGGCUGUCACGGAAGACAAACGAACGGAGACCCCCAGCGGCAGUGACCAACUCAAAUGGGUAAACACGCUUCAAGAACCUGUGACGGGCUAUGCAUUGAAUCAAGCCACCGGGUUUGAUGGUCUUGACGCGUCUGACUUUGAUGUGCUUGAUGAGCUUUCCUCCGGUAUUGAUCUUGGGUUGUUAUGGUAG